Pseudonaja textilis is the source of this 1122-nucleotide messenger RNA. It is a transcript of the gene DNAJC17, whose product is annotated as DnaJ heat shock protein family (Hsp40) member C17. The record is from RefSeq and is a predicted model, not a curated record. Gene Ontology annotation, cellular component: spliceosomal complex. Lineage: Eukaryota; Metazoa; Chordata; Lepidosauria; Squamata; Elapidae. Gene Ontology annotation, molecular function: nucleic acid binding. Gene Ontology annotation, biological process: spliceosomal complex disassembly.
CCCAGAAGCCAAAUCGCUGUCGGGAGAACGAAGGAGUGGGGGGAAGGGAGGAAAAAAAAAAAAAAGCUCGAGCGAGAAUCAUCCCGGUGGGGAAUUGGCUGAAGAAGCGAGUCUUGAGGGAAAUGGCGGUCGAUAAAGAACUGCUGGAGUUGGACCUCUACGCGCUUUUGGGCGUGGUCGAGAAAGCGACGGAUAAAGAGAUUAAGAAAGCCUACAGACAGAAGGCCCUGACCUGUCAUCCGGAUAAACAUCCAGAUAAUCCUAAAGCAGCUGAACUCUUCCAUCAGUUGUCUCAGGCAUUAACAGUUCUAACAGAUGCAGCAGCAAGGGUAGCCUAUGAUAGAGUGAGGAAAGCAAAGAAACAAGCAGCAGAAAGGACCCAGAAACUUGAUGAAAGAAGGAAGAAAGUUAAACUUGAUCUUGAAGCUCGGGAGAAAGAAGCUAACUCCCAGGUUAGCAAGGCAGAGGAGAUUGAGAUAACUAAAACAUUAGAGCAAGAGAUCCAAAGGUUACGUGAAGAGGGAUCUCGGCAACUGGAGGAACAACAAAAACUCAUCCAGGAACAAAUCCGGCUUGAGAAAGACCGAAUACGAAGUAAACAAGAUGGGUAUGGAGGGCAUGGCACAGGAACACCCAAGCUCAAACUUCGAUGGAAGUGCAAGAAAGAAGAUGAAACUAAUGGAGGUUACUCAAAAGAAAUUCUACUGCAAAUUCUACAAAAGUAUGGUGAAGUUCUUAAUUUGCUGAUCUCUAACAAGAAGUCUGGAAGUGCUGUUGCGGAAUUUGCUACAGUGAAAGCUGCUGAGAUGGCAGUGAAGAAUGAAGUUGGCCUAACAUACAAUCCUUUAAAAAUCACCUGGCUGGAAGGUCAACCACAGACUAGUACAGUGUUUGCUGAUGGCACUAUUCACCCACAUAUAUCCCAGGAUUCAGUGGUUUCUGAGAGGGAUUACGAAAGCCUUGUGAUGAUGCGCAUGCGGCAAGCUUCUGAGAGGCAGAAGCUAAUUGAAAAGAUGAAACAGGAAGACGAAGAAGAGUCUUGUACAUAGUAGAAGGGGAAAUGGCAUUAUCAUGCAUUUUUGCUUAUAAUUCUUAAAUCAAUAAAAACUAUUGAAGGAAAAA